Messenger RNA from Menidia menidia (Atlantic silverside), 641 nucleotides. Lineage: Eukaryota; Metazoa; Chordata; Actinopteri; Atheriniformes; Atherinopsidae. The record is from the annotation of a GenBank genome assembly.
GCCUUCGCAACUUUAUCCUGAUGCUUUUGGUCCACUGUCAGUUAAAUGACGUCGUGCCGCCGAAGAGCAGAUCAAGCACGCUUAUGGGUCAGGGUGUUAAUAAGAAGACCUUAGGCUUUCUGUUGACAAAGGACAGGUGGAGGUGGCGAGUUUAAAAAGGGGAAAGCCAAGCAGAGAUGUUCUCUGCACCGUACAGCCUGGGCCCUUUUCAUCUCUAACCACCAGCUGCUCUGCUGCUCCCAGACCUAAGGCACAGCGGUCUCCCUCAUAUGGCCAGUGUACCAUGGGCGGUGUCAGUGAUGUUACUGCUGUUGCUCUACCCCCCAGGGGCGUCCUCAACCCCCAUCCAGCACCUGUGUGGAUCCCACCUGGUGGACGCCCUCUACUUUGUAUGUGGGGAGAGGGGAUUUUUUUACAGUCCAAGCCGAACCCACAAGCGGGAUCUGGAACAGCUCGUUGGGUACCUGUCUGAGAGGGUCAGGCAGGAGGAGCGGCUGUGGAGGGUUCUGUCCGGCCGUGACGAGCCCAAGGUGAAGAGAGGCAUCGUGGAGCAGUGCUGCCACAAGCCGUGCAGCAUUCACCACCUGGAAGGCUACUGCGACUGACCCGCCACUCCACAACUAGCACCACUCAUAGCUUGU